UCCGUGGUUGCUGGGUAACGCUAGAAGAGCGUACAGGAGAAAUAACAACUGGAGAAAGCCAACGCUAUAUUUUUUUACUUUGCAAUUUUUUCAUAGGGAAAAAGGGGCGCUGAUCAUUUAGGCAGUUUAUCGGUGAUUCGAAUGUGAUAUUUGAUAAAGUGAACGUCAUGACGCAAAGACCACCUUCCGGUAGACCGAUGAGUCGUGGGGCUUUGGCACUUGGAGCGGGAAGACCCCCUACGGCAAUCAGGCCUCCGCAGACGGCGAUCAGAGUGGGAACAGGGAUGGUUCCGGGGACUGGUCGACCAGGGACACGGGGAGGGCCCAUGGCCACUCCAGGAGUCCUGUCUGCUCAGAUCAAAGUGGCUGACCGACCUGUCACUCAGCAGGGCUUGAGUGGCAUGAAGACCGGGAUGAAAGGGCCACAGAGGCAAAUCCUGGAUAAAUCAUAUUACCUCGGAAUACUCAGGAGUAAAAUAAAUGAACUUACAACUGAAUCCAGUAAAUUGCAAAAGGAAAUCGACAACUUCAACCAAGAGAACUCUGUCUACCUGUCCUAUGAGAAGAUAGCUGAAGGACUUGCUGGUGAAAUAAAAGACCUUCAGGGACAACUGGCAGAUUAUAAUAUGCUUGUGGACAAACUGAACACUAACACUGAGAUGGAAGAAGUGAUGAAUGACUUCAAUAUGCUGAAAGCCCAGAAUGAUCGAGAAGCCCAAAGUAUUGAUGUCAUUUUCACUGAGAGACGAGAGAAGGAGGAGAUGGUCCGGGUUGUGGAGGAGGAGAUGGAGCGGGAGAAGCAGGCUGCGGACAACAUCGUGAAGAAGAUGGCCCCCGAGAAACAGGCCAAGUACGCCGAGAUGAAGAACAGCAACGAGGAGCUGCUGCAGGAGUUAGAUUCUCAGCAACAGGAACUCGAUGCACUCAUCUCACGGAAAGAGACUUUGGAAGCCGAGAUAGCGCACUCCCAGGUGAAGCAGGAGGCUGUGCUCCUGCACGAGAAACUGCAGGAGCUGGAGCAGCGUCGGGACGCCAUGGUGGCCGAGGACAAGAGCCUGGGCUCUCCUCAGGAGGAGAGAGAGCGUCUCCUCAAACAGGUCAAAGAAGACAAUCAAGAAAUAGCAAGCAUGGAAAGACAGUUGACUGAAAUACGAGAGAAAAUGGGCCAGAUCAAUGACGAAAUUCGGCAGCUGGACAACGACAUGGAGGAGCACCAAGGGGAAAGAAACCAGAAGUACAAAGAGCUAAAGAAGAGGGAGGAGAACAUGGACAAUUUCCUGGAGACGUUUGGAGAAAGCCGGGCGCAGGAGGUGGAGCGCAGUGAGCAGACACAGGCCAGCGUCGUGGCCUUGCUGGAGCACUGCAGCCGGAACAUGAAUCGCAUGAGGCAGAUCUCCUCGGUCACAGCCAAUGAGCUCAAGUCGAUGCAGGAGGACCUCAGCUUUAAGGAGACAGAAAUGCACAAGUCACAGAGCACCGCGAAAGGCCUGUCUGCAGAGAGCCAGCGUCUGCAGCAGGAUCUCCAGAAGGUGGAGCAGCUGGAGGCCAAGAUCAACACGGAGCUGUACGGCCUGAAGGAGAAGAUCCAGCACAUGACCGAGGGCCUGGAGACCUACGGAGACCUGGACGCGCUGAAGGCCGCCGGCGAGGAGAAGAAGAAGAGGCUGCAGGACGACCGGGUGUCCCUCAGCCACAGGAGAGACACCUUUCGGAAGGCCAUGCAGAAGACGAACGAGGACUAUGAAGCCCUGAAGAACCAGCUGCAGGAGAACGAGACCCAUGCACAGCUGACCAACCUGGAAAGGAAGUGGCAACAUCAUGAGCAAAACAACUUCGUCAUGCGGGAGUUCAUUGCCUCGAAGGGAAUGGAAAGUGACUACCGUCCUGUGGUGAAGACCGUGUCCAAACAACUCGCAGAGUACAAUAAGAUCCUCAUCGACGCACUCCAGGGGAGCAGGAGCUAAGGGGGACCACUUCCUUCCUCUGGGGAUUUCUCACUGGCCCCGGCCCUGGCCCUGUGCUUCCUGCAGGACUCCACAUUCCAAGUUCAUACGUUUCACAGUCGUUGCACAUGCAACUCCCCUAUCAGGCUUUAUUUGUAAAACAGGAUGCAUUUAACCUGUAUGUGUUGCGGAAUCUUGUACGCACAUUCAUGUAUGUUUCUGCAGAUCGAUUUUGUUGUAUAUUCCGAUAGUUAUCGUCCCCACAGACUUAUUUAUUGGUACGUGCUUGAUCUUGUUAUCCUAUGUGGACUCUUUGCUCUCUGUAAUGGUUUUACCUGUUGUGAGCUCACGGGCAGAAGGAGAGGAGGGGGUCAGUACACAUGCCAGCUCCGGUGGAAGCCUGCGGUCUGGCCCGACUCCAGACCCUGCUGUAGGUGAAGUGCUUUGGGGGCUCUGUUUCAGCCUCCUCCCUCAGCCUGCAGCUGUCUUGGUGGUACAGAAUGUGAGAGCUUUUUUUAAUACCCAUUUUACAAGCACGUUAUUCAUUCUUCUGAUAAAGUACACUACAGUCGUCACGGGUCAUCCUCCAACGAACCUUAAUGUUUAAAAAUAAAAGCUUUGUUAAGU
Messenger RNA from Conger conger (European conger), 2570 nucleotides. RefSeq names its product intraflagellar transport 74 (gene ift74). Gene Ontology annotation, biological process: cilium assembly; intraciliary transport involved in cilium assembly. NCBI's taxonomy places the organism in Eukaryota, Metazoa, Chordata, Actinopteri, Anguilliformes, Congridae. Gene Ontology annotation, molecular function: beta-tubulin binding. The coding region runs from base 168 to 1964 and encodes 598 amino acids. The record is from RefSeq and is a predicted model, not a curated record. The transcript has 20 exons. Gene Ontology annotation, cellular component: intraciliary transport particle B; centrosome; cilium.